Rhizoctonia solani is the source of this 747-nucleotide messenger RNA. RefSeq names its product chitin deacetylase. Gene Ontology annotation, biological process: carbohydrate metabolic process. The coding region runs from base 1 to 747 and encodes 248 amino acids. The record is from RefSeq and is a predicted model, not a curated record. Lineage: Eukaryota; Fungi; Basidiomycota; Agaricomycetes; Cantharellales; Ceratobasidiaceae. The transcript has 11 exons. Gene Ontology annotation, molecular function: hydrolase activity, acting on carbon-nitrogen (but not peptide) bonds.
AUGCGCGGAACCUUUCAAGUAUUCGCCUUGUUCAUUGCUUUUGGCUCUGUUGCACAGGCUAGGCCGUACAAUCGUCAGGCUAGCGCACAGGUCAUUACCUCUUGCAGUGUCCCCAAUACUGCUGCUAUCACGUUUGAUGAUGGACCAUACCUAUGGACGCGCAAUAUUGUUGAUAAACUGGAUGCAGCUGGAGCAAAGGGCACGUUCUUCGUAAAUGGUAUUAACUUCGGUUGCAUCUAUUCCGGGAACAAUCCGAGCAAUCUCAAGUACGCGUACGACCAAGGUCAUCAAAUUGCUUCCCAUACUUGGUCUCAUCCACACCUUCCUUCUCUCUCAACAUCGCAAAUAGAGGGCGAACUAACCAAAAUAAAUGAUGCAAUAGUGAGCAUUACUGGAGCAUUCCCUGCCUUUAUACGCCCUCCGUAUGGAGAAUACAGUCAAACCACACAACAAGUAGCAGGAAAACUAGGGCAGACUAUUGUAACGUGGGACUUUGACUCUGGUGACACUGCAGGGGUAUCGGCGGCCCAGUCGGCAGAGGCAUACAGGAAUUUGGUAGCCUCGACCCCCAGCAGUGUAUUAACACUCAACCAUGAAACUCAUUCCUCGACUGCCAACGAGCUGCUCGAUGAAAUGAUUCAGACACUCCAGAGUGCGGAUUACAAACUUGUCACCGUUGCUGAAUGUGUCGGAAUGGCGCCUUACCUAUCACAAGGCCAGCCCACUGGGUCGACAGGAACUUGCUAG